AUGUCCCUCUCGCUGUGCGCCCCCUGGCGCCUCCUAUACGCUAUACUUCUCACAAUAGCCCUUGUAAACGCCCAACAACCCUCAGAAGAAGACUUCUCUCCGCGAGACACAAUAACACGCGAUGUGUGCAUUCUCGGCGGAGGUGCAACAGGCACCUACGCAGCGAUCCGUCUAAAAGACAUGAAUCAAAGUAUAGUAGUCAUCGAACGCAACGAUCGUCUCGGCGGGCAUACAGAAACCCUAUACGUCGAAAACGGUGGCCACGUCGAUUACGGUGUGCAAGGCGUCUUCAACUACAAUAUCUCGAGGAAUUUCUUCAAUCGACUCGGCGUACAAUAUAAACCGGUCACCCCGGGUUCGCUCAUCAAUAAAUACGUUAACUUCAAAACCGGGCACGAGGUCUCUCAUCCCUCUGGCGUCUUAGACACCGUCGCCGCCCUCCUCGUAUACCGUACUGCUAUCCAGAAAUUCGACUACCUCAAAGACGGCAUCUACAACCUUCCGGAUCCGGUACCAGAAGAGCUCCUCUGGCCGUUUAGCAAGUUCGUCGAGAAAUACAAGUUCGAAGGCGCCCUAAACGUGAUAUACACGUUCGCCAAUGCAUUAGGGGACAUGCUCGCCAGCCCAACGCUAUAUGUUAUCCAACUAUUCGGUAUCUCACAUAUCGACAUCUUCCUACAAGGAGGAUAUAUCACGCCAAACAACGGAACGUACGAACUCUACCGCAAAGCCAGCGAGGAACUAGGAACAGACGUGGUCUACAACAGCAAAGCCACGAAAGCCACGCGGUCUGACACCGAGAUUAAAAUAAUCACCCAAGACACCUCGGGCAAGAAAAUACUCAUCAAGGCCAAGAACCUCCUCAUCACCUUCCCCCCCAUUCCCGAGAAUCUAAAAGGUUUCGAUCUCUCUCCGGAAGAAAUAUCCCUCUCAUCCAAACUCUUCUGGAAAACAUACUACGUCGCCGUUCUCAAGAACACGGGAAUCCCUAACAAUAUAAACGUCCACAACGUCGACCCGGAUGAAAAACCGGGUAAUCUCCCUGUCGCCCCCUUUCAGUGGGCUCUCCAGGAUAUGGGUCCUAAUAACUACCUCGCGAGUAAACUCAUCGGAGACAUGAACUUUACGGACACGCAAGCCCAGGAACUCAUUAUCGGGGACUUAGAUCGCAUGGGGACGGCGGGCACCUUCGAUAUCAGGAAAGAUUGGGAGAUGGCGGCUUUUGGAAACCAUAACCCCACGACGUUGAUGGUGGGUGUGGAUGAUAUAAAGGAUGGGUUUUAUAGCAGGUUUUAUGAUUUGCAGGGUCGGAGGGGCACGUAUUGGACGGGUUUGACGCUUGUUUCGGAUUAUUCGGCUUUGUUGUGGAAAUAUACGGAGUCUGUUGUUGAGAGGAUAGUCAAGGGGGAGUGA
Messenger RNA from Aspergillus oryzae RIB40, 1413 nucleotides. RefSeq lists its product as uncharacterized. Gene Ontology annotation, molecular function: oxidoreductase activity. The record is from RefSeq and is a predicted model, not a curated record. NCBI's taxonomy places the organism in Eukaryota, Fungi, Ascomycota, Eurotiomycetes, Eurotiales, Aspergillaceae. The transcript has a single exon. Bases 1 to 1413 code for a protein of 470 amino acids.